This is a messenger RNA of Carya illinoinensis, 285 nucleotides long. NCBI's taxonomy places the organism in Eukaryota, Viridiplantae, Streptophyta, Magnoliopsida, Fagales, Juglandaceae. The record is from the annotation of a RefSeq genome assembly.
GUGACACGCUCACUAAAACUAAAAAAAAAUCCUUUUGUAGCGAAUCGUUUAUUAAGAAAAAUAAAUAAACUUAACACAAAAGCGGAAAAAGAAAUAAUAAUAACUUGGUCCCGAGCAUCUACCAUUAUACCCAUAAUGAUUGGUCAUAGUAUUGCUAUACAUAAUGGAAAAGAGCAUUUGCCUAUUUAUAUAACAGAUCGUAUGGUGGGCCAUAAAUUGGGAGAAUUUGUACCUACUCUAAAUUUCCGAGGACACGCGAAAAAUGAUAAUAGAUCUCGUCGUUAA